CACGGAAAUGAGAGACUGGAUGCGGCCCUUUCUCGUUUUCUUCUUAGUUGGCCUAGUCGAUAAUGCCGCCUGUUAACCCUCAGAUACUCGGUAAGUUAGAACAUUCUCAGAAUGUACUCGAGACACCGCCAUCAGGACAUCCAACUCCUGCUAAACUCCCAUCUCGCAAUCCAACCCGCUCCUUCUGGAUUGAUUCUUCCCCGGACGUCAAUCCACUCGCUGGCCAAGGCAGCCAAGAUCCUCUGCCUAGCGAGGCAGACAUCUGCAUCAUCGGGGCUGGUUUCACUGGCGUUGGCGUCGCGUACCAUCUUAUCGAACUCUUGAAUAAUGCCUCGCUUUCUAUCAAACACUCGCUCAGUAUCGUGAUACUCGAGGCGAGAGAUUUCUGCUCAGGAGCGACCGGAAGGAAUGGUGAACAUCUUACACCGGCUGCGUUCACUAGGUUUGCUCAACGUCGGGCAUCAUUUGAUACGGUCGAGGCAAUUAAGUCAUAUGAACUGGAGCAACACACCACUUCUCUGCUCGUCAAGAUCAUAGAGGAGAAUGGCUGGGCGAGCGACGUCGACCUCGUAGAAGGUGGACACAUAAGUCUCUUGUUCACGGAGAAGGAGGCAAAAAACGCGCACAAUGACUUCGAUAUGGCACGUCAAGCACAGCUCAAUCUAGAUGGUGUGGAAUGGCUCUCGAAGGAGGAACUCGAGAAGGAAUAUGGCGUCCCUUACCCAGGAUUCCGCAGGCCAGGGUAUAAUGUCUGGCCGCUAAAACUUGUCACAAAGUUGUACCAGCAUGCUCAAGCACACGCUAGGCAAUACGCCUCCCUCAGCUUGCACACUCGGACGCCGGUGACUGCAGUCACGCAUGAAACGACUUCCACUUAUACAGUCGUGACGAACCGGGGUAGCAUAUCGUGCUCCCGUAUCGUCCAUGCUACAAAUGGAUAUGCCUCUCACCUUCUUCCCUUCCUCACGAGCCCAGAUGGAAUUAUACCCGCUCGAGGACAAGUAAUGACCACCCGUGCUUCUGUCGGUACUGAUCAAAUUAAGAUAUCGAGCUGGAGUGGAAACAAAGGGUUUGCAUACUGGUUCCCCCGACCCGUAACACGCGACACCGAAAAACCGUUGAUCAUCAUCGGUGGUGGCCAGGAAGCUGCGGCACCCAGUCGUGAGCUAUAUGUGGACGACGACUCUGAAACGCACCCUCUCGUUGGGAAAGCGCUCCGCGAGUUCUUGCCAUCUAUAUUUGAAGGUAAAUAUGACCCUCAUUCGGAGCCUGAGAUGGAAUGGACUGGAAUUACGGGCUACACGAAGACGGGGGAUCCAUUUGUACGUCCAAGUAACUCUUGCAACUACUGUUGGUUGAUGUACCCCUCGCCAGGUUGGUGCCGUAGCAGACUUACUCGCAGCGAAUCCAGAUAGAGACCUGUACAAGAAACAGUACAUCGCUGCAGGAUAUACUGGUCAUGGAAUGCCGCGCGCAUUCGGAUGUGCCGAAGUUAUCGCGCAAAUGAUUCUAGCUGAGAUUUCUGAUAAAGAGUGGAAGGAACCCAAUUGGCUUCCACAACGUUAUCUGACAUGGAAUAGACGAGU
Molecule: messenger RNA, 1586 nt
Organism: Suillus plorans
Lineage: Eukaryota; Fungi; Basidiomycota; Agaricomycetes; Boletales; Suillaceae
Product: FAD dependent oxidoreductase
Exons: 7
Coding region: 63-1415 (450 amino acids)
Cellular component (GO): cytoplasm
Molecular function (GO): oxidoreductase activity
Source: RefSeq, a predicted model, not a curated record